AUGCCACCGUCAACGCCACAGUCAGGUGAAACAAUCCUCCUGAUGGAACAUUUGGAGGAAACACCACUCAACAGCAAUCAGAUAAGAGAGUGGACAAAACGAGAUCCAGUUAUGUCAAAAGUCUUUCGUUUCACAAUGCAAGGUUGGCCAGAGUCCUAUGAUUCCACAACAUUUAAAUCUUACCACAGCAAAAAGUUUGAGUUGAGUGUGGAGGAUGGCUGUUUACUCUGGGGUACGAGAGUUAUCAUUCCACCACCAGGACGAUCAAAGAUCUUAACGGACCCGCAUGAAGCACAUCCAGGAACCUCCCGCAUGAAAGCCCUCGCAAGAAGCUAUGUGUGGGCCUACUUUUGAUGAAGAUAUUGAGAGGGAAGUGAAGAAUUGCAAUCAGUGUUAACUGCAUCAUACAACUCCAGCAGCUGAACCACUCCAUCCAUGGGAGUGGCCAGGACAUCCCUGGACACGGCUUCAUAUUGAUUAUGCAGGACCAUUCAAAGGUGAAAUGUUUCUGGUAGUGGUUGAUGCAUAUUCUAAGUGGCUAGAAGUUCACCAGAUGACAUCCAAUACGUCUACAGCAACCAUUGAGAAACUACGCGAGAUUUUUGCCACACAUGGGCUACCGACAACAGUUGUCAGUGAAAAUGGAACAAAUUUCACGAGCAGUGAAUUUGAAGAAUUUAUGAAGCGAAAUGGUAUUGAACACAUCAAAGUUUCACCAUACCACCCAGCAUCAAAUGGGCAAGCAGAGCGUGCAGUGAGAACUUUUAAAGAGGGCAUUGAGAAGAUGGAGGAAGGAAGUUUGAGAACAAAACUAUCGCGAUUCCUUCUGAAAUACCGCAUUACACCCCAUACGACAACGGGUGUGCCGCCAGCGGAGCUGUUGAUGGGCAGACACCUGCGUACUCGGAUCUGAUACAGCCAAACCUUGGAGAUCGGGUGAGGGAAAAACAAUCACAGCAAAAGGCAGUACAUGACUAUCAUGCUAGAGAACGGAUUAUCAAAACCGGGAACCUAGUAUAUGCGAAAGAUUUCAGGAAACCUGAACGUUGGAUGCCCGGGACGGUAGUGAAGAAGACAGGACUAGUGUCGGCAGAAAUACAGCUUGAUGAUGGUCUAAUUAUCCGGCGUUACCAAGAUCAUCUCCGCAUUCGCACUGAUGUUCCUCAAACAACUGUAGCGAAUGGAUUGGAAAACAUUCAACUACCAACCAGGGAGGUGAAUCCUGCAGAACCACGGGAAGAACCCGAACUGGAAGGGAGAGCAGAACAAAGAAGACAACCCCAUAGAGACCGUCGUCUUCCUCAACAUUUGCAGGACUAUGAACUAGCAAACAGCUAA
Messenger RNA from Paramuricea clavata, 1338 nucleotides. Lineage: Eukaryota; Metazoa; Cnidaria; Anthozoa; Malacalcyonacea; Plexauridae. The record is from the annotation of a GenBank genome assembly.